AUGGCUUCAGCAUCUCUCCUCAGGUCAUCGCCAGUCCUCGACAAGUCCGAAUUCGUCAAGGGCCAAACGCUCCUCCGCCAGCCGUCUGCUAUCGUCCGCCCUAAAGCCGCCACCUCAGCUCUCACCAUCCGCGCAUCCUCGUACGCCGAUGAGCUCGUGAAAACAGCGAAAACCGUAGCCUCUCCAGGGCGCGGGAUUCUUGCCAUGGACGAGUCAAAUGCCACUUGUGGCAAACGGCUGGCUUCUAUAGGCUUAGAGAACACUGAGGCCAAUCGCCAGGCUUACCGUACCUUACUCGUCACUGUUCCCGGGCUCGGAAGUUACAUUUCGGGCGCAAUUCUCUUUGAGGAAACUCUUUACCAAUCGACCACCGAUGGCAAAAAAAUGGUUGAUGUUCUUGUCGAGCAGAACAUUGUUCCUGGAAUUAAAGUCGACAAGGGUUUGGUCCCACUUGCUGGGUCGAAUGACGAGUCGUGGUGCCAAGGUCUCGAUGGCCUUGCUUCGCGCUCCGCAGCUUAUUACCAACAGGGUGCUCGUUUCGCCAAAUGGCGUACUGUUGUGAGCAUUCCCAAUGGGCCAUCUGCACUGGCCGUGAAAGAGGCCGCUUGGGGCCUGGCCCGUUAUGCCGCUAUCUCUCAGGACAAUGGUUUGGUCCCAAUUGUGGAGCCGGAGAUUCUUUUGGACGGUGAGCAUGGAAUUGAUAGGACUUUCGAGGUGGCCCAAAAGGUGUGGGCCGAAGUUUUCUUCUACUUGGCAGAGAACAAUGUGUUGUUUGAGGGCAUUCUUCUCAAGCCCAGCAUGGUGACACCUGGCGCCGAGUGCAAGGACAAGGCCACGCCCGAGCAAGUUUCCGAUUAUACCCUCAAGCUCCUUCACAGGAGGAUUCCCCCUGCCGUCCCUGGAAUCAUGGCAAGUUUUCGUAUUUAUACCCAGCAAUUUAAUUUUUGUCUCGGUUUUCAAGCUUUUCUGUGCUUCGAUCUAAACAGAAAAAAAUUGCGGUUGCCAAAUUUGAUCAUAGAAACUAUGUCUAUGUUUUUCGACGGGUAUGGAUAUCAUGGAACAUCAUUCGAGCAAACAUACCGGUGUUACCCUGCUUCUUUUAUUGACAAGGCACAGAUAGAAAAUGGUGACAAAGUUAUCAUGCCUCCUUCAGCUCUGGACCGUCUUGCAUCACUUCAUAUUGACUACCCUAUGUUGUUUGAGCUCCGAAAUACUGCUGUCGAGCGUGUUUCUCAUUGUGGGGUUCUGGAGUUUAUUGCUGAAGAAGGCAUGAUAUAUAUGCCUUAUUGGAUGAUGGAGAAUCUACUCCUACAAGAAGGAGACUUUGUGCGAGUGAAAAAUGUUACUCUCCCAAAGGGCACGUAUGUUAAAUUGCAGCCACACACUAAGGACUUCUUGGAUAUUUCCAAUCCGAAAGCUAUCUUGGAGACAACGCUGAGGAACUUUUCCUGCUUGACCACAGGGGAUAGCAUCAUGGUGGCUUAUAAUAAUAAAAAAUAUUACAUAGACAUAGUUGAGGCGAAGCCAUCCAAUGCAAUAAGUAUUAUUGAAACUGAUUGUGAAGUGGACUUUGCUCCUCCUCUUGAUUAUAAGGAACCGGAAAAACCUGCCCUUCCCGCUUCAACAGGCAAAGCACCAGUUCAAGGUGAAGAACCUCCAGAGGAAGUUGAACCUAAAUUUAAUCCGUUCACUGGUGUCGGUAGACGCUUGGAUGGUAAACCUUUGAAAACACCACUAACUUCAUCUGCCCCUCAAAGCAAAAGUACCAAUUUAUCCAGUGGAGUUGGAUCAGCCACAGCCUCGAGUUCCAGCUCACAAGUCGGCACCAAUCGGCAGUCUCAGGGAAAAUUAGUCUUUGGUUCAAAUGCCAACCGGCCUAAGGAAACACAAAAGGAAACUGCAAAAGAGGCUAAGCCAGAGCCUCCAAAGAGCGAGGAGCCGAAAUUUCAGGCUUUUAGUGGAAAGAAAUACUCAUUGAAGGGUUGAUUUUGUAUAUUUUUGUUUAUGAACUUAUAUGAACUUAUUUAAUCCAUCAAUGGAAAUCUAGUGAAACCGAUUCAACUGGAAUUUUGUUGUUUGAAGGAGGUUGGACAGUCGGCUUUUGAUCCAAAUUUAGAAGAGAUGAUUUAUGAUUAAACUAUUUCUACAUCUUAUCAAUUGGUCGUUUGUAUUGUUCUUUUGUGGUUUCCAGUUCAAGUUGGUGAAUUGUUCGUAUAAAAGGUGGUCUUAAUUAUUAGACA
This is a messenger RNA of Striga asiatica, 2240 nucleotides long. NCBI's taxonomy places the organism in Eukaryota, Viridiplantae, Streptophyta, Magnoliopsida, Lamiales, Orobanchaceae. The record is from the annotation of a GenBank genome assembly.